AAAAGGGCUCAGCGUCCACUGGCGGCACUGUUACCAUGGAAAUCCCCGCCGCAGCAGCUGCCUCAGUGGAGCGAGCGGAGCCGGAGGAGUGUGUUCAGCACCAUGGACAGCACGGCGCCGGAGCUGCUCCCCAGCACAGAAACUAUCGCAUGCUGAUAGUGAUCGGAGAGAUCUCCAGCAGCCAUCACCUGGACGCCGCCAGGAAACAGAUCACACAAGGUUUGCGUUCCUGGAACGUCGAUCUGACUGUUUGUGACCUGAACAAGGAGCUGCAGCUGUUUGAGACCCGACACACUGCUCAGUUCUCUUCACAGGUCAAAGGCCAGCGGAUUCUCCAGUAUCAGAGUGAUGUCCUGGAGACAGUGGUGUUGGUGAACCCGUCAGAGGAGACCGCUGCCUCAGAGAUUCGCACUUUGAUCACUGACUUUGCGGGAAAUAAGUUGCUGAUAUUGAGCGGCCAAGGCUCUGAGCAGGGAGGUGACAUCCUACUGCAAGGUGGAGCCUUCACCUGGCAACACUUCUCUGACAUCAUCUCCAACCCUCAAGUGAUUGAACUUCUGUCCAGCGCCUCCUCAGAGCAGCCGUCCAGGCUUACUGUUUCCUGUCAGGGAGACGGGGGCUGGAGCUCCCUUGGCCAAAGCCAGGAGCAACAGUCGCUUCAAAAUCUUCUGGAAUACCGCCUGAACCCUGAACCUCACCUUCCCAACAUGGACGGAGUCACAGAGUUCACCGAGUACGUCUCAGAGACAGUGGAUGUGCCGUCGUCCUUUGACCUCCUGGAGCCCCCGACCUCUGGAGGCUUUCUGAAGCUGUCCAAGCCAUGCUGCUACAUCUUCCCUGGAGGCAGGGGAGACUCUGCUCUGUUUGCUGUCAAUGGAUUCAACAUCCUGGUGGAUGGAGGGUCGGAUCGGAAGUCUUGCUUCUGGAAGCUGGUUCGCCACCUGGACAGGAUUGACUCGGUUCUGCUCACCCAUAUUGGUGCAGACAACCUCCCUGGCAUUAAUGGUUUGUUCCAGAGGAAGAUUGCAGAGCAAGAGGAGGAGCGCAACCAAGGAUCUGGCUCCAGCAGCAAUGGUGACUGGAUGAAGAACCUGAUCUCUCCUGAGCUUGGGAUCGUGUUUUUCAACGUCCCAGAGAAGCUGCGGAUGCCGGAGUCUACGCUGAAAGUGAAGCGAAGCAUUGAGGAGGCAUCUCUUACAUUGCAGUACCUCAACAAGCUCGGUAUCACACCAGAGCCUCUUCACAGGGUAGUCAGCAACACCAUUGAGCCCAUCACACUUUUCCACAAACUUGGGGUGGGAAAGUUAGACAUGUAUGUCUUAAACCCUGUAAAGGAGAGCAAAGAGAUGCAGUUUUUAAUGCAGAAAUGGGCUGGGAACAGCAAAGCCAAGACAGGGAUUAUGAUGGCCAAUGGUAAAGAGGGAGAAAUAUCUGUUCCAUAUUUGACAUCAGUCACUGCUCUCAUUGUUUGGAUUCCUCACCGUCCAACAGAAAAGAUCGUCAGGGUGCUCUUCCCUGGAAAUGCACCGCAGAAUAAAAUCUUCGAGGGCCUAGAGAAACUGAAACACCUGGACUUCCUGCGUUACCCAGUGGCCACUCAAAAAGACAUAUCAUCCGGUGCACCUCCUCCCAUCAUCAAACAGACUAAAAUGAGAUCAAGAACUGACAGCAAAGAGAGCCUCAAGUCUUCACCCAAACCACACUCUAAAACAGCAAAGAAAGAAGCUGGUGGGCAGGAGGAAGAGCCCAAGGGUGAAAUCAUUAAAGAGAAUAAAGUGGAAAAGAAGGAAGAGAAAAAACCUAAAAGUGAAAGUCUAAAAGCCACCAAACAACAGAAAAACAGCGAGGUGGCACCUGUGACCGGCAAGACAGAGAAAAAGAAAAUAUCCAAGGAAAAAACUGCCAAGCACGAGAAAGCGUCCAAGAUGGAUGAAAAGAAAGACAAAGAGAAAAAAGAAAUUAAGAAAGAGAAAGUGAAGAAAGAUGAAAAUAUAAGAAAAGAAGAGAAAAAAGAAAGUAAAGCCAAAGAGGAUAAAAAGAAGGAUCCCAGUAAACCGGAGCUGAGGAAAAUCACUAAACCUGACCUGAAGCCGCUCACCCCUGAAGUGAGGAAAACUCUGCAUAAGGCUAAGACUCAGGCUAAGCCCAAAGCUGAUAAAAAUAAAGCAGUUAAAGAGGAAGCAAAUGAGAAAAAGCCAGUCCCAAAGAACAUCCCUGAGGAGAUCGCAGCAGCAGCUUUGGCUGACAGGUCCAUCGUGUCCUCCCCAGAGGACCUCACUGAGGACUUUGAGGCUCUGAAACAAGAAGAGCUGUCCAAAGUUAAGUCUGAGCCAAUCCAGAAUGAUGUCAUGUCUGAGCAUUCACUGUACACAGAUACUAAAGGUCCUUCCUUCCCUGAUGAGAAAGUCACAUCCCCAGCUGCUGAGAUAAAAUCCACUUCACCCAAAUCCCCUGUCAAACAAGAGGAAGACAGCAAAGACAAGGGUGUAUCAGUACAAGCUGCAGCCACUGAAAAGAAGGAAACAAGCGAUGGCUUUGACAAGAAGUAUGAAGAGGAGAAAAUGGAGAAAUAUGACAAAUACCCUGCAAAGGACGACAUGAAAGACAGAUCAAAGAAGAGUGACAGCUCAGAGGAGGAGGGUGAUGUCAUUGAAAAAGCCGAAUUUGAAGGAACAGAAGAUGACGAAGUCCUGAAAUAUAAAACAGAGGAGGUGAAGAAGGAAAAAACUGGAAAGGAGUGGGACGCCAAGCCAGCUGAGCCCAAACCUUUAUCAACCACAGCCCUGUCAGGGCAAGUAGCAGCCUCCGCCUCGGAGCAAUUCUCCUUCAUCCAAGACGAGACCAUCCCCGGUUACUCUGAGACUGAGCAGACUAUCUCUGAUGAGGAGAUCCAUGAGGAACCAGAGGAUAGGAUCCCACAGUUGCGUUAUGAUGUGGGCUCCUAUGACGUCUCCGUCCCUGACGUCCCUGGUACCUUUGACUCGAUGCAUGGUAUAAAAGAGAUGAAGUCCUCUGCUGUGUCCGAUGUCAAACCCAAAGCCUUCACGGGAGCGCCAGAACCUGAGCUUGCACCCUACCCCGCCAUCAUUGCUGCUCCUCUUGCGGAAGAGGAGCACAUCUCCUCAGCAACAUCCAUCACAGAAUAUGACAAGCUGUCGUCCUUUGCCACGUCUGUAGCUGAGGACCAGUCGAUCACCUCUGUGACAGCGCCUCAGACCGAGGAAGGCGGGAAGAACUCUCUCCUGCUUGACACAAUCAACAGUAUCCCCUCCCGUGCAGAGGCUGCCCAGGGGAAGGACUAUCUCCACUCAGCAGGAACCAUCUCACCCACCUCCUCUCUGGAGGAUGACAAGUGCUUUAAGUCUCCUUCCUCUGACGAGUUCCAGCCCAACGUUCCUGAGAUAGAACCUGAUGCAAAGAUCAAAACAGUCCACGACGAAGAGGACGAUGAGGAAGACGAGGACGAGGACCAGACUCCAAACGUUGACAUCCCUCUUGGUAAACUCCAAGAAGGCUACGAACAUGCAGCCUUCAUGAUGCAACAGGAGAAGCAGAAAUCUCCCUCUGCUGCUGUUUCUCCUCCUUCUCCUCUCUUCUCUUCCACGCAGGCUGUCAAAGACAACCAGUCUCUCUUUAGCACAGAGGAAUUUAAGACUGGUGCUGAUGUAAAGCCUUUUUCACCCCCUCCAUCUUUUUCCCCAGGGUUAGAGUCCCACUCCAGGCAGGAGAGUGAGGAGAGAUGUGUAAGUCCAGAUGACAGCACCAUGAAACUGGCUUCACCCACUCAAUCUGUGCCUACAAGCAGCGGCUACUCUCCGACAGAAGAGAAACCCUUUAAGACAGAAGACAAAGAUGAAGCAUUGAUCGGUGUUAAAGCUGACUCCCAGAAAUCUGUCACUAUCUUAGACAGUACCGCUUAUAUUGGUCUGGAAGGUGACAAGACACCGUCUGAAGAGUCUGAAGAAUCCAACGAGGAAGAGGAUGAUUAUUACGCCAAAAAGGAUCUGCAGCCGACUGUUAAGGCCAAACUGAUGGAGGCAAAAGAGGGGUGCUUCUUGGAUGACGACUUCGGCUCUGAGGCAAAAUCUGAAAAGAUAGAAACAGAAGUCAAGGGCUCCGACAAGAUACAGGUGUCUUUUAGCACAGAGGAGAAACCAAAACCUCAAGUGAUGUUCUCAGAUGAAGAUGAAGAUGAAGAUGAAAAAGACGAUGAUUUCCCAGGUGGGGUGAGGCCAGAUGAGAGCACAGAGAAAACAGAUGUCUCUUUAAAAGAGCCUGAGAAAAGUGUUCAUUUCAGUCUCUAUAAUUUCCCAGAGAAGGAGCCCAAAGAAAAGGCUAUAUAUAUUAGACAGGACACGCCCUAUGUGCACGGCAAAACAUUCUCCUACAGUGACUUUUAUGGCUCAGUGGACUCUGAUUCAUAUCGUCAGGAGUCCUUAGAUAAAGUGGAGAAGGACACUGUAAAAGGUGAAGAGGAUUCCCAAAAACCUGAGCACCCCUCCCCGUUACCAUCCACAGACAAGAUGUCAGAGAAGGAGGAGUUUACCGCCUCUUACGGAAAAGAGUCCUCAACAUCAUCAUGGCUCGACUCCAAGAGCCCUUCUGCUACACCUCCGUUUGAAGAGGUCAAAGGAAAGGAAACAUUUGAGUACAGCACAGGGAGCCGAUUCCCUUCAGUGGCUGACAGACCUGAGGCCUCGUCCACUUCUUUAUCAUCAGAAAAAGACUCAUCUUUUAAGAGCCCGACUGACACCAAGCCCCAGACGUACUCCUCAAUGACAGCGUUUGAUGAAGGCAAACCUGCUGUCACAGGCUAUGGUGAGAAAGGAGCGUGUUUGGAGGUCGAUAUGCGAAAACUAACUGCAAGGGAUGAGGAGGACUAUGAUGAUGAUGAAGUUGUCGAUGAUGACGAGGAGGACGAGGAAGAUGAAGAGGAGGAGGAGGAGGAGGAAGACGAAGGGGCUGUUGAUUCUGAUAUGGAGAAAGGCGCCAAAGAGAAGUCUGAGAAGGAAGUAAAAAGUCCAGUCAGUGAAAUGUUUGGCUCCAAUAGGCCUGAAUUUAUGGUUUCUAUGGCUGGAUACGGCUACAACAGCCAGGGGAAGCCGAGUAGCUCUGGCUCACUCACAAAGACUGAACAGGAAGCGAAGAUUGACUCCUCAUCCCUCAGUUCAAAGCCAACGGAUUUAGGCGCUACGGGUUUCUCUGGCUACUCCUCAGGGUUUGAGUACUCAUAUGGAAGCAGUGAGAAAGACUCAUUUUUAGCAAGUCAGACCACCGACAAAGGUAAAGACGAUUUCACUUUGAAAUCAACAGAGGGCAGUUAUUACCAAAAUGACAGAGCUGAUCCUGAUUUUGAGAAACAGAAGACACCAGACCUUCUGAGUAAGAGAUCACUGGACACAAGCUUCCAGUACACGACCACUGCUGCCCCCGCGUAUUCCUCCUCUUCAGCUUAUAGCUACUCCUCCUCCACCUCGGGCUCCCUCUCCACCAGCCGUCAGUUCGGAGAGGAGCUGGAGACGCCUGCUGAGCCUCUCUUUGAGUACUCCUCCUUUAAAGAUGAACACUCAUUGGUCAUGGAUCCCCCCUUCCCUGGCUCAGCUGGCGCCAAAGAUGACUACUUAGAAGUGUCUGAGAAACAGAUCACAGCUACAACCACGGCUGAGUCCACCUCCAGUUUAGCUCGCUUCUCUCCCCUCAGCCCAUUUGAGGAGGUCAAAUCCUUUCCCUCGCUCUCAUCUGCUGUCUCUGCUGAAGACAAGAAGGAUCAUACAACAUCAGGUGGCAUUACGGACAAAGGCCCUCAAUCUGAAUGCUUCUAUAAGGCUGAUUGGUCUGAAGGGUCCAAGCUGGACACAGCUGUUGGGUUUGGGGCCUCAGCAGGACCGUUUGCUCAACCUUCAGAACUCUCCAAGGACAAAGAGGCAGCCAGUGCCGCUCUGUUUGGCGUGACUUCCUCACCACGUCCAGACAUAGAAGGCAAGCAUUACUUUGAGGAGACUGACAGCAGUGAGGAGGAGGAUGAGGAGGCGUACAUGCGUGAGAUGACUCGCAGGUCGCCUUCCAGUGGCCUGGCUGGUAGCCUCUCAUUCUCUGACAAGCCUGUUGCUCCAGCCAUCAGUGAAAAGACAGCUGGUGCACUCCCCGAUGUUCUCGGCUCCUACAUGCCCUCACCUCUCCAGGCCAGCAAGCCAGAUACAGUCAACGGCCCCAUGGAGGUCAGCACAAGCUCCGCCCUCCCUGCUGGAGCAGCAGCAGCCAGUGGUGCAGCUUCAGGCCCAGCCAAAGUGGAGCCCAGAGAGGGAGCAGCAGCUUACAGGAGUUCUUAUGAGUGGGAGAUGUCAAAGCCCCAGAUGGGGAUGGUUCCCGGAGACUCCCCUCCUCAUUACCGUCAUGAUGAUGAGUUUGAGGAGGAGUGUGAGAUGGAGCCAGAGCAUCCUGCCCGCCCGCUGUCACUCUCUUCAACCGAUCAGCCGUUUCGCGCACCAUUCUACGCUGAAGAGUGCAGCCAAGGAGGGCAGGAUGAUGAUGAUGAUGACAGCGAUCAGGAUCUCGCUGGUGAUGUGCCCAUGGGAGCCACCUCCUUGUAUACCAGCCGCAGCUCUCCUGGAUAUUCCUCCUCCGAGUACAGGCAGUCCAAACAUGACCUCUCCCCUUCCUUCAUUAACCCAUGUAUGCGGCAGUUAUCCAGUGACGAGGAUGAUGAGGAGCAUGGACGCAGAAGUGACCAAUCACAGGAGGGCGAUGAUCACGAUCUGUCGGUCAAGAGACGAGCUCACAAACAGCCUCAUCAUCACCAGUCUCAUAGCAGGGACAGCAGCUCUCUGCACCACACUGGUGGCAUGUCAGCAGGGCUCGGUCUGGCCACAGAGGACACACCGCCCACCUCCGUCAGCGAGUCUUUAAACUCACAGUCAGACUCUGAUGUGCCUCCAGGCACUGAGGAAUACCCCUCGGCCACUGGUGAAGGCAACAUGGACUCAGAUGAGGAUGCAGACUACAUGCCUGCUGAUAAAUUAUCUGCCUCAGGAGGAGGCAGCCAUCAUUCCUCUAGGAGGAGCAAUGACCCUCCUCCUGCUCCCCUCAUGGACCCCUGCCCUCACCCCCCACGCCCAGACGUUUGCAUGGUGGAUCCUGACUCUUUGGAAAAUGGCUUGGUUAAGAAAGAGCCAAAAGCCAAGGGCUUAAAGAAGACUUCGGGGAAAACCAAAUCAUCAUCCCCAGCCAGGCGCAAGAGGUCCCCCAUGCCUGUCAAACAGACGCCGUCUCCUCGCAGCACCUCGCUGAAGAAGAAGGACACAGACAAGAGCUCGCGUAUGUCUCGUCUGUCAGACGGACAGGGCUCCAAAGACGAUGACCUCUCCAGGUCGAGCUACAACCCCGGCAAAGGGCUGACUAACGGAGUCAAGAGCAGUUCAGGUUCUCAGAAGUCCGGCUCUGCAGCUGCUUCUGGCCUCCCUAUUUAUGUGGACUUGGCCUACAUUCCCAACCACUGCAGUGCCAAGAACGUGGACCAAGAGUUUUUUAAACGCAUUCGUUCUGCGUACUAUGUGGUGAGCGGGAACGAUGCAGCAAGUGGAGAACCAAGCCGAGGAGUCCUGGAUGCACUGCUGGAUGGCAAAGCUCAGUGGGGAUCAAACCUGCAGGUGACGCUGAUCCCGACCCACGACACGGAGGUGACCCGUGACUGGUACCAGCAGACUCACGAGAGGCAGCAGGAGCUCAACAUCAUGGUCCUGGCCUCCAGCAGCACCGUGGUCAUGCAGGACGAGUCCUUCCCCGCCUGCAAGAUCGAGUUUUAAGAGCCUCGUGUCCUGUCUCCCUCCUCCUGGCCUCCCCUCUGUCGAUCUGGUUUUAAUUGCUCUUCUCUAUAGCCUGAUAUGCAAAUCUGCUUCUGCUGUGGGCGCUUGACCCAAAGCAGAAACAGACCUGGAUAACUGUCUAUUUUUUUCAAGAUUUUAAUUAAUUUCUAAGCUUGUCGUGGCUUUCACCGUUUGUAUUAUAAUGGUAGUUUUCUGAACAAUGUCCUCAGAGUUACAUUAUUAUUAUUUCUCAGUCCUGUAAAAGGGAGAGUGCUUUUUUUCUGUCCCUUAACUCGUCUCUUUCCCACUUCCUGUGAGACAACUGAGUCUUUGUUUAUCGGCCGAGACAAAAUGCCCAUUGUAUGAUAAAAAGAUUUUAAAAAGUGUCACAUAGAAAAUUAAUAUUUGGCUGCUUAAUUGGCCCAAAUUAAAGCACAAGUUUGCGCACUUUAAAGCCAGCAAAUAAAAAAUUCUCCCACUGAAUCCCGAACAUGGAGCCUUUCACAAUAAAGGUGAUCAAUUUAAAACAUUUGCUGAUAGAAAAUCAUCGUUACAGGCUAACUGUGAUUUGUUUUACUAAACUCUCCUCUAUUUUCCAGUCCCAGUGUUGAACUUCGUGCCUCCUACUGACAUAGUGAGAUAGAAAAAUAUGUCUUUUGAGUAUAUUUGCCGUAGCAUAGGGAAGACCAUAUUCAGAAAUCUGUAUCGUAGUGACUUAUGACAUUUCCACGGUUCUCUCAGAGUGGAAAUCAAUCGUUACAGUAAGAAUUUCUCGGUGGCUGUUCUUUCUUACGGUGAAUUUGACCAAUAUGUUUCUCUCUAUAAUUGUUUCUGUAGUCUUUGGUGUAUUUUUUCAGUGUCUUUCCAGUUAACAUAUCGUUGCAGAGGAUCAUGAGGAGAACUGAAGGCAGAGGCGGCGAUACAAGUACAAAAAAAACAAAAAACAAAAGUACAAAUCCAUCAUCCUAAUCUUUGGAUUCUACCUGUUUAUAUCUUUACAUACAGAACGGCACCCAAAGCUCAUUAAGAGGGAGGUCGACGAACGUCAUGUCUGCAAAGACCUUUAUACAAAAGCUGUGAUGAAGAAUGUAUUCCACUACAACAACAGGAACAUGUGGUUGCGAGGAGAGAUUGUGUUUGCCUGGUGAACAAAAGGUGGUCGGUUGGAUUGAUGGUUAGAGGUUAGACUGUCACCCACAUGUGCCUUUCUGUCCCGCUGUGCUGGAAGGGAAAUGAAGUCUGUUUUUCGUUGUAGAAAUUUGAGGUACGUGCCGACACGUUCUCAUCCUGACUUGGCAAAUACCGCCGGUUUGUCAGUGGACAUACACGUUAAAAUAUGACAUGCUAGAUACCCUCCUCCGUCUGCUUUGGACUUUGAGGGUUGGCGUGCCAGUUUGCGCUUCCCUUUUCACAGGAAAUGUACACUUUCUGCUCCUUACUUAGUCUUUUUCAAAAUAAAUUUACACUGUAGGUAAAACACUUUGUUUUAAGGUUGAUUUCCUUCAGUUUAGGCAACAAAAACACCUGGUGAAGGAUAAAAAAAAUCAUGGUUUGGCUUAAACUUCACACGGGAACCAAAGAGCAGGAUCUUGGAUGAAAGACCAGAGUUUGUUUGGCCCGUCCGCUUCCCCUCCCUCCCUGCCUUUUUGCUGCUCUUUACGCUACGGUAGUUUCAGGCGGUGUUACAAACUGCUGACUGGUGCAAAUCACACCCCCGCAAAGGGUGCCUCUGUGUGUCCCUGUCUGGCACCAGCGUCCACUGACAAAGCGGUGCUAAUGGACGAGUUUGGUUGUUGCCCACUGCCUCUAAAACUGACGCACCAGCUGUAAAUCAUAUCGCUGCAAAAGAUGCCUCUGUGACGACGAGAUCACCAACAAAGUGGCGAUAUUUGACGAGUUGGGAGUGAGAACGGGCUGUACGUGGGGUGUGUCCACGGCUCCGUCGGCGAGCUGGUCUCCUCUGUUGUUGUUGAGUUUUGUCUGCGAGAACGUCAGCGCACAAAAAGGUCCGAUUUGUACAUAUUGAGCGUAAAAUGGCACUUUUAAAGCACCAACUCAGUAUUUCAGCCGUUGCGUUUUCCCGGAGCUGCCACUCGGAGAAGCACAAACAGUAACCAGUGUGCAAAACUGAAAGCAGUCUUAAAUUUAGCAACAUAAAAUGUACAAUUACAGCAUUUGCACUGUGCUGGUUUCUUCUAGUUACUUUGAAUUAUUGCGGAAAAUAUAGUUUGUCUUGCAAAAAUAGUUUUUAGCCACAAUCACCUCAACUUAAUGUUUUUAAAUUGUGUCACUUACUUCCUUUCAGUGGUAAAUCAGUGGGUGUUUUUAAGUAAGACUUUUAAUAUUAUGCGUAGACGUGCUUUUAAUUUGAUAUUGAUGAUUUUAUAUUUUGAUAAGUUUUGAGUACUUUAAUAGAUUUUAACCAGGAACAAAACUAACUAUCCAACAAACGACAGGACCAACACGCCUCACCAGGGUUGCUAUUUUAUGAUCCACAUUAAAAUAAGAAAAAAGAAUCCAGAUAUUCCUGUGUAUGAUAUUUUAUUCCCUCGACUCCUCUAGUGAUGCAUGUACGACAGACGCAUGUACAUAAAGGCGACAGCUCUUUAAAAAGCAGAGGGCUGCAGGGAGCCUGAACCUCAGCAGCUCCGGUUGAUUUGAAUGUGAAGAUGCAGAUUACCUUUACGUUCUCCAUGGAGGACUUAGAUCUCCUGGUUGCCUUGGUUACUGUGCAUCAUACGAUACAUCUGACUCAUCGGUCGCACUGGCAGCAACAAGCGUAGUGUUGCAGCCUGCAAUACAUCUCGACUCUGUGCAGGGAAGAAAACUUUGUGUGCAGAUUAAACCCACCACAGUUUCUUUCUUUGGAGGACAGUUUGACAAAGGAUUUCUUAGACAGCGAGGAGACAACGAUGUUGCGUUUAAGGUUCCUGCUGAUUUAAAGAGAUCCAUUAACGGCUUCUUGGAUGAGACAGGGUUGACUGUGACGUCAGUGUUUCCCUGUUAACCUACUCGAAUCUGCAUUCCUAUUUAAUACUGCAUCACUGUAAAGCCUGAUAGAAACAAAACCCACACACAAACCCAGACUGCCAGACACUCAUGUCGAUACAUUUUUAUCUAUAGAGGAUUUCCUAUUAUUCACACCUUUUCCAAACAAAGCUUAACACACACACACUCACACAUAACCGCUGCAUUUUCGUAUUGUGCAAAAAAAAAAGAAGAAAAAAAAAAAGAAAAUAUAAAAUAUCUCAGACUCGUCUGCCGUGAAACAAAUCAUCAUAAAGACUGUUGGUUUCCAGUGAGCCCUGCUUGUACGUGCAUGUGUACCUUUUGAGUUCUCCUGUAUUGUAAUAGCUGAAGAAAAACUGACUUAACAUAGAAAUGCUAUUUUAAAAGAUGUAUAUUUAAGAAGCUAAGCUGUGCGGUUCUGAGGAGGCACAUGUAACCUGGCUGUGCUGUGCUGUAAAGAAAGCCUCGUGAUUGUUUCCUUUUUUUCCUCCUUUCUGCUUCAUGGUUCUUCUUUCAUCUCUUGUUUAAGUGCAAUAUUCUCUUUAUCUCUCUUUAAAUGCUUAAAAAGGUAAAAACAGAAAAACGGAUUUAUUGUUAAAAGGGACAAAGUGUGGUGAAGACCAAUAAAAACAUCAUUUACUGAAG
Epinephelus moara (kelp grouper) is the source of this 11456-nucleotide messenger RNA. RefSeq names its product microtubule-associated protein 1Aa (gene map1aa). Lineage: Eukaryota; Metazoa; Chordata; Actinopteri; Perciformes; Serranidae. Gene Ontology annotation, cellular component: microtubule associated complex; microtubule; neuronal cell body. Gene Ontology annotation, biological process: microtubule cytoskeleton organization; regulation of microtubule depolymerization; axonogenesis. The transcript is spliced from 7 exons. Gene Ontology annotation, molecular function: actin binding; microtubule binding. Bases 36 to 7802 code for a protein of 2588 amino acids. The record is from RefSeq and is a predicted model, not a curated record.